Messenger RNA from Anas platyrhynchos (mallard), 1538 nucleotides. NCBI's taxonomy places the organism in Eukaryota, Metazoa, Chordata, Aves, Anseriformes, Anatidae. The record is from RefSeq and is a predicted model, not a curated record.
GGGACCUGGCGGGGCUCAACCGCGCGGUGCAACCAAUGGGAGGGCGGGACGCUCGUGACGUCAGAAGGCGGAAGUGGGGCACUGUCAGUGGCGGCGGCGACGGCGGUGGCGGAAUCAUGGCGGCGUUUCCGGGACAGGGCUGUCCCGGUGCCGGGCCGUAUGGCAGCGGGCCCGGAGCCCCCUACGGACACCCCCCGGUGGGGCCGCCCCCCCAGGUGAGUCCAGGCUGUGCCCCCCCCCCGGGCGUGGAUCCCGAAGCCUUCGCCUGGUUCCAGGCCGUGGAUGCGGACGGCAGCGGCCACAUCUCGGUGCGGGAGCUGAAGCAGGCGCUGCUCAACUCCAACUGGACGGCGUUCGGCGACGACACCUGCCUGCUGAUGAUCAACACAUUUGACAGGACCCGCUCCGGCCGCAUCGACGUCUACGGUUUCUCAGCCCUGCUGCGCUUCAUCCAGCAGUGGAGGAACCUCUUCCAGCAGUUCGACCGCGACGGCUCGGGCUCCAUCAGCUUCAGCGAGCUGCAGCAAGCCUUCUCCCAGCUGGGCUACAACCUCAGCCCCCAGUUCAGCCAGCUGCUGCUGGCCCGCUACGCCCCGAGGUCUCCCGAGCCCAGCAUCCAGCUCGACCGCUUCAUCCACAUCUGCAUGCAGCUGCAGAGCACCACCGAGGCUUUCCGCGAGAAGGACACGGCGCUGCUGGGCAACGUGCGCCUCAGCUACGAGGACUUCCUCACCAUGGUGGUCACCCGCAUGUUGUGACCCCCCCGGGACCCCCCCAGAGCCGUGCUGGUGCCUCCUGAUCCCAAUCCCUGCGGUGCCACCCCACGGUUCUGCUGCCAAGAGGUGUGACGGCCAAACCAGGAGCCAGCCCGUGCCAUGCCUGCAGGGACCACCUGGAUUUUCCCUUUCCAGACCCAAAAUCCUGCGGGAAGCCAGGGCCAGCUCCUUGCCAACGUUUCCUAAUUUUCUUUCUGCCCCUGGAAGCCGGGCGGGGGAGCGGUGCCAGCCUCGUUGUGCAGCUCUGGAAUAAAGCACCCCACGCGCUGCGCUCCUGCCUGGGAUGGUUGUGGGGUGCUGGCCCCCCCAAAAAAACACGGGGGGCCAUGGAUUUCCCAUACCCACAGCCCUGGUGUUGCCCCAGGCAGGAGGAAAGUUGUGGGGCUGCCUGGGCUGUGAGGCACCGCUGUGGGACGCCUCCCUUCGCUUCCAUAAAAUUCAUUCUUUACCUUUUUUGUCCUAAUUUACGGCAAAAGCCGUGCCCUGCUGCCCUGCUGAGGCACAGCCAGAAAGCAGAGGUGAGCAGCACGAAGCCUUCCCCUGCUCCGGGACUGACAUCCCUGCAAUUUUGGGUUUAAUUUCCCUUAAUGGGAAGCAGCUCGGAGCGGGGUGUGAGGGCCGCGUUCCUUCCACAUAUUUAAAGGAUUUUUUCUACAAAAAGGGAGAUUUUCGAGCACCGUAAGCUCUGAUUCCCUCAGAAGCACCGCCUGGGCUUCGGGAUUUUUCUAACCCUCAGCCAAAGGUGUGGGGCUGCUGCAGUAA